Messenger RNA from Rhizoctonia solani, 1848 nucleotides. Its product is annotated as DEAD/DEAH box helicase. The coding region runs from base 1 to 1848 and encodes 615 amino acids. Lineage: Eukaryota; Fungi; Basidiomycota; Agaricomycetes; Cantharellales; Ceratobasidiaceae. Gene Ontology annotation, cellular component: nucleolus. Gene Ontology annotation, biological process: rRNA processing. The transcript has 7 exons. Gene Ontology annotation, molecular function: RNA helicase activity; ATP binding; RNA binding. The record is from RefSeq and is a predicted model, not a curated record.
AUGACUUCAGUAGAAUCUGAUAUAAUCGUGGCAUCUCACAGCAAGAAAUCCAAAAAGUCCAAGUCGAAGACCGAGGAUGCCACUACCAAUGCUGAAGAUACCGUUAUGACCAACGAGGAUACUCAGGAACUAUCCAAGAAAGACAAGAAGAAGCGCAAAAAGUCCAGUGAUACAUCUCCGGAGGAGGAUACCAAUAUCGACAAGGCGGAGCGCAAACGACGAAAGAGAGAGGCUGGUGCCGAUCCUGUACCAGCGGCGGAGGAGAACACAAUUGUGGAGCCAGCUAAGGAGUCUAAAGAAGAGCGCAAGAAGAGGAAAGCGGAGAAACGAGCGCAACGCGAGGCUCUUGCCCAAUCUAGCUCUCAGAAUCCUACUCCUGUGGUGGAUGCGCCUCUGCCGACCCCUCCACCUACUGCUUCGGUUUCAGGCUCUUCUACCCCAACUUCCUCCGAGGUCUCCGCUUAUCUUGCCAAGAACAACAUUACUAUACAGUCCCCAUCUGGGGAGGUGGUUCCAAUUCUCAAGUUCUCUCAGCUUGCGUCCUUUGGGGUAGAUGACCGAUUAAUAAAAGCGACGGACAAAUUCAAGGAGCCAUCCUUUAUUCAGGCGUGCUCUUGGCCGGCUUCACUGAGGGGUAAUGAUGUCGUAGGAAUCGCCGAGACGGGAAGUGGUAAAACCCUGGCUUUCGGUCUCCCUGCAUUACAACACAUACUCUCAUCUUCCGCAGCUCCUGCAGAGCAGGGCUCCAAAAAGUCGAAAAAGUCGAAAAAGCAGUCUGGGACGACCGAGGUCACAGUACUGGUCGUUGCACCAACUCGCGAACUUGCUAUUCAAACUCAACAGACCUUACAUGAGUUGGGCACACCUUUUGGGAUAGGCAGUGUAUGUCUAUACGGUGGUGAACCUAAAGAUGGACAGCGUAAAGCCCUAUUGUCUCAAAAUGGCGAUGGGCGGACAACUCGUAUAGUGGUUGGAACACCCGGACGUCUAAAGGAUUUUGUUGAGGAAGGAGUAUGUGAUCUCAGCCGGGUAACCUACCUCGUGCUAGAUGAAGCAGACCGCAUGUUAGAUAAAGGGUUUGAGAAUGAUAUUCGAUCUAUUAUCGAGAAGACAGCGCCCAUGGAGAAGCGGCAGACGUUGAUGUUCAGUGCUACUUGGCCCGAAUCUGUACGACGCCUGGCAAGCACGUUCCAGAGAGAUCCUGUCCGUGUGACUGUUGGGAAAGAUGAGCUCCAGGCCAACAGUCGUGUCGAACAAGUUGUCGAGGUCUUCGACGAUGUGCGCGAAAAAGAUCGCCGGUUGAUUCAGCGGCUCAAAGAGCUCGGACACAAACCAAACGCCUCCAGCCCUGACAGAGUGUUGAUUUUUGCAUUAUACAAGAAAGAAUGCGACCGCGUUACUCAGUCGCUUGGGUCGAGAGGGUUCUACGCUCUGUCCAUUCAUGGCGAUCUAAGCCAGUCACAACGCAUGAAGGCGCUUGAAGAUUUCAAGACCGCAAAAACGACACUAUUAGUGGCCACUGACGUAGCGGCAAGAGGAUUGGAUAUUCCGGAGGUCAAAGCAGUGAUCAACUACACGUUUCCGCUGACAGUUGAGGAGUAUAUUCAUCGGAUUGGAAGAACGGGGCGCGGAGGAAAGAGUGGCAAAAGCGUCACAUUCUUCACCGGUGCUGACCAUGAACGUGCUCUUGCUGGCGAGUUUGCACGAGUUUUGAAAGACAACGGCUUUGACGCCGACCCCCUAAAGAAGUUCCCGAUGACCAUCAAAAAGAAAACACAUGGCGCUUACGGCGCAUUCUUCAGAGAUGACAUUCCUGCCGACGCAGCUCCCAAAAAGAUCAAAUUUUAA